Messenger RNA from Nematocida parisii ERTm1, 1155 nucleotides. RefSeq lists its product as uncharacterized. The coding region runs from base 1 to 1011 and encodes 336 amino acids. Lineage: Eukaryota; Fungi; Microsporidia. Gene Ontology annotation, molecular function: protein binding. The transcript has a single exon. The record is from RefSeq and is a predicted model, not a curated record.
AUGAAAGAGUUGUUUUUCCAGUGCGAGCUAUUUAAGCAUAAUAAAAACUUUGAAGGUAUCAUUGAAAUAGCAUCUAAAAUAUUAGACUCGGCAUUAUUAGAAGCACUUAAUGCAGAGGUAAUUCAAAGAGACUACUCUAAAGUAAUAAAUGCAGUUAUUUUUGUAACCCAAAGAAUGCCUGGUACAAGGUACCAAAACACUGCAUUUUCAGAAGCGUAUUGUAUACUAGGGAAGAUAUUCGAAACAGGAAUUCUAACCAAGCAGAAUAUUAAAAAGGCCCAUGAGUACUACACUGUGGCCGCUGAUCAUUCAAAUCCAUUUGGGUGCUACAGACUAGCGCAUUUUUACGAAUUUGGAAUAGGCUGCACACGAAACAUGCACAAAGCAGCACACUUCUAUAAACUAUCUGCAAAUGGUGGGUGUUGCAGAGGAAUGCACCGGUACGGACUUCUUCUUCUGGAAGGAAGGGGUGGGUGUAAAAGAGAUGUAAAAGGAGCUGUUUUUUAUUUAGAGCAGAGUAGAAAGCUUGCAUCCACGAAUUAUCCCCAUAUGUUCUAUGAUUUGGGCAUAUGCUAUGAGAAAAUUGCAAAGAUAUCUAAAGACAUCAUAGAAGACACGGAAUACGCGCAUUCAAUAUACUUAGAAGGCGAUUCUUUUGGGUGCCCUCGGUCAAGUGUAAGGCUUGGCCAUGCAUAUAACUACGGAGAACUUGGAUUAUCACAGGACAGCAAAAAAGCUGUUUAUUAUUACAUGAGAGCUGAGUCCAUGAGUGGAGAUGCACGGUUUGAGCUAUAUAAAAUAUAUCAGGCACAAAAUAACCAGCAAGAGGCAAUGAAAUGGCUGAGAAUGUCAGCCAUCUUGGGGCAUGUGCAGGGAUUAAAACUAUACGCAGACUCACUCUGCCAAGAGAAUGAAGAGUCUAGUAAUAAAAUAGAGGCACACUGGUGGUAUAUAAUAGCAAAAACAAAAGGUGCUAAAGUAGACAGAGAAAUACAAAGGUGUAAAUACUAGCACGCCCAUUAAAAAUGCUGUAUAAUACAGUAUCUAAGCUAGUACAGUAUUUUUCAUAUUAUGGCCGUCUGUGAUUAGCACAGCACCUAUUUUGACUAUUCCGUAUACUUAAGACUACAACAGGUAUAUAUUUUAGUAAUUUAC